UCACAAAUAUUUCAAAUCUCACAUUCUCUCUUUCAUUCUCCCUCUCUCUCUCUCUGAUUUUUCAAUUUUUUUCUAAUGGCACGAACAAAGCAAACUGCUCGUAAGUCAACAGGAGGAAAGGCACCAAGGAAGCAGCUGGCAACAAAGGCCGCCAGGAAAUCCGCACCCGCAACCGGCGGAGUCAAGAAGCCACACAGAUUCAGGCCUGGAACCGUCGCUCUCCGUGAAAUCAGGAAGUACCAAAAGAGCACCGAGCUUCUCAUCAGGAAGCUUCCUUUUCAGAGGCUUGUGAGGGAAAUCGCUCAGGAUUUCAAAACAGAUCUCCGUUUCCAGAGCUCUGCUGUUGCCGCUCUUCAGGAAGCCUCUGAGGCGUAUCUGGUUGGACUGUUUGAAGACACGAAUCUGUGUGCGAUUCAUGCUAAGCGAGUCACUAUCAUGCCUAAGGAUAUGCAGCUUGCUCGUAGAAUCCGUGGUGAAAGAGCUUAGGGUUAGGGUGUCUGUUAAGUAUGUUUUUGUUUUGUUUAGUGGUGAUUAGAUCUGUGUAAGGGUUAAUGGUAUGAUGUGAACAAAUGAUCUGGUUGGUAAAAUGAAGUUUGAUAUGUUCAGAUAUGUUAAUUCCUGUUAUUGAAGUUCAACUGAUUUUUAUCUGAAA
Molecule: messenger RNA, 652 nt
Organism: Erigeron canadensis
Lineage: Eukaryota; Viridiplantae; Streptophyta; Magnoliopsida; Asterales; Asteraceae
Product: histone H3.2
Exons: 1
Coding region: 76-486 (136 amino acids)
Cellular component (GO): nucleosome
Molecular function (GO): protein heterodimerization activity; DNA binding; structural constituent of chromatin
Source: RefSeq, a predicted model, not a curated record